This is a messenger RNA of Condylura cristata (star-nosed mole), 3960 nucleotides long. It is a transcript of the gene LIMK2, whose product is annotated as LIM domain kinase 2. Lineage: Eukaryota; Metazoa; Chordata; Mammalia; Eulipotyphla; Talpidae. Gene Ontology annotation, cellular component: cytoplasm; nucleus. The transcript is spliced from 15 exons. The coding region runs from base 360 to 2213 and encodes 617 amino acids. The record is from RefSeq and is a predicted model, not a curated record. Gene Ontology annotation, biological process: protein phosphorylation; actin cytoskeleton organization. Gene Ontology annotation, molecular function: protein binding; protein serine/threonine kinase activity; ATP binding.
GUUGACAGCCGCUCUACUUCGCCAGUCCCCAGCCCCUACCCAAGAAUUCUUGCCUGUGUGUGUGUAGCCUCCACAGAGAGGUGGUUCUCCUGGAGACGCAAGGGGCUGCCUGAGCUUCCGAGAACUGGGGAGAAGGCCGCCCCAGCCAUGAACUCCCGUGGGAAGCUGCCAGGAGGCAAGUGGCCUGGAGUCCUCAUGUUUCUCAGGCUGCUCCGAAGGGAGAGGUGAGCGCCCAGCAACCGGCCGGCCGCCGCAGAAGUGCCGAGAGCCCGGGCCUGUCAUGGUGGUCGAGUGCAGGCAGCCUGAGGCACUCCCACACAGGUUUGCAGCUGAACUUGUUUAUCUGGUGUGGGAAGAAGAUGGGAAGUUACUUGUCCAUCCCGGCUUACUUCACCUCCAAAGACCCCUUUCGGUGUUCAGAAUGCCAGGAACCUCUCACCAACUGGUACUAUGAAAGGGAUGGGAAGCUCUACUGCCACAAGGACUAUUGGGUGAAAUUUGGGGAGUUCUGUCAUGGAUGUUCUCUGCUGAUGACAGGGCCCGUCAUGGUGGCUGGAGAGUUCAAAUACCACCCAGAAUGCUUUGCCUGCAUGAGCUGCAAGGUGAUCAUCGAGGAUGGGGAUGCAUAUGCCCUGGUGCAGCACGCCACCCUCUACUGUGGGAAGUGCCACAACGAGGUGGUGCUGGCACCCAUGUUUGAGAGACUCUCCACGGAAUCUGUUCAGGACCAGCUGCCCUACUCCGUCACACUCAUCUCAAUGCCAGCCACCACCGAGGGCAGGCGAGGCUUCUCCGUGUCUGUGGAGAGUGCUUGCUCCAAUUAUGCCACCACUGUGCAAGUAAAGGAGGUCAACCGGAUGCACAUCAGUCCCAACAACCGGAAUGCCAUCCACCCUGGAGACCGCAUCUUGGAGAUCAAUGGGACACCUGUCCGCACACUCCGAGUGGAGGAGGUAGAGGAUGCAAUUAGCCAGACAAGCCAGACGCUGCAGGUCUUGAUCGAACACGACCCUGUCUCUCAACAUCUGGACCAGUUGCGGCUGGGCGCUCGCCUCUCUCCCCACAUGCAGAAUGCUGGACACUCCCACACUCUCAGCACCCUGGACACCAAGGAGAAUCUGGAAGGGACGCUGAGGAGACGCUCGCUAAGGCGCAGUAACAGUAUCUCCAAGUCCCCUGGCCCGAGUUCCCCCAAGGAGCCACUGCUGCUCAGCCGUGACAUCAGUCGCUCGGAAUCCCUCCGCUGUUCCAGCAGCUACUCACAGCAGAUCUUUCGGCCAUGUGACCUGAUCCAUGGAGAGGUCCUGGGGAAGGGCUUCUUUGGGCAGGCCAUCAAGGUGACACACAAAGCCACAGGCAAAGUUAUGGUCAUGAAGGAGUUAAUUCGAUGUGACGAAGAGACACAGAAGACCUUUUUGACUGAGGUGAAGGUGAUGCGAAGCCUGGACCACCCCAAUGUGCUCAAGUUCAUUGGUGUGCUGUACAAAGACAAGAAGCUUAACCUACUGACAGAGUACAUUGAGGGGGGCACACUAAAAGACUUCCUGCGCAGUGUGGAUCCGUUUCCCUGGCAGCAGAAGGUCAGGUUUGCAAAAGGCAUCGCUUCUGGAAUGGCCUAUUUGCACUCCAUGUGCAUCAUCCAUCGGGACCUGAACUCUCACAACUGCCUCAUCAAGCUGGACAAGACUGUAGUGGUGGCAGACUUUGGGCUCUCACGGCUCAUAGUGGAGGAAAGGAAGAAACCCCCAGUGGAGAAGGCCAACACUAAGAAACGCACCUUGCGCAAGAGUGACCGAAAGAAGCGCUACACGGUGGUGGGGAACCCCUACUGGAUGGCCCCCGAAAUGCUGAAUGGAAAGAGCUACGAUGAAACAGUGGAUGUCUUCUCUUUUGGGAUCGUUCUCUGUGAGAUCAUCGGGCAGGUGUACGCAGAUCCCGACUGCCUGCCCCGAACACUGGACUUUGGCCUCAAUGUGAAGCUUUUCUGGGAAAAGUUUGUCCCCACAGAUUGCCCCCCAGCCUUCUUCCCCCUGGCUGCCAUCUGCUGCAAACUGGAGCCCGAGAGCAGACCAGCAUUCUCAAAACUGGAGGACUCAUUUGAGGCCCUGUCCCUGUACCUGGGGGAGCUGGGCAUCCCACUGCCGGCAGAGCUGGAAGAGCUGGACCACACUGUGAGUGUGCAGUAUGGCCUGACCCGGGACUCACCCCCCUAGCCCUGACCCAGCCCCUGCAGGAGGAUGUUCCACAACAGCAUUGCCCCUCUGUGCCCCAUCCCUGCUGUGGGCAGGGCCGCCCAGGCUUCCUGUGGAUGGUGACUUAGAAGUGGAACAAGCCAUCCCUACUACCUCCCGAGGAGGCCAGCAGGCGCACACCAGGGAAAUGCAUCUCCACAGGCUUUGGGGACUGAUGACUGUCUAUAAAUCCAACACUCACCUGAAAGCUGUGAAGAAGAAAGCCUGAUUCCUAGGCCAAGAGGAAUCUGUUAUGUGGGAUCACUUGGGACCUCCCUGGCAGUGAGAUUCUGGGAGGCUCUUGCCUAACACUAAUCAGCGUGACCUGGACCUGCUGGUCAGGAUCCGAGAGUGAACCUGCCUGUGGACUCUGUGAUCUCUGUUCCACCUGGGCACAGGACUUCACGGCAGUAUGGACGAGAGAGACUGGUGGCCUGGUGGUACUUUGAGGACGUGAAAUGACAGUGGUGCUACCCCCAUUCCACUCCAUGCCCACCCCCCUCCAGGGCAGGGGUUGAGGGAGUAGGUUUUGAAGUGGCCUUUUCUGGCUUGUGGUGGGGCUGGCCAGGAGUCAGGGGAAGGGCUGGCCUGUUCCCCGUAGUGUUCACACUGAGCCAUGUCAGUGGGGGGACCUUCUAGCUCAUGUUCUCUAGCUGUAUUGCUGGAGGCUGGCUGAGUGCUCUGGGCAGCACCUUCCCUCCUGCAACAAGCAGUCACCUGCAGGUGCAGAAGAGGCUGAAGGCUGGAAAGACCCUCCCUCUACAAAGCCCAUAUCCUUGCUGCUCUCAUACCCUAGAUGUAUUCCUCGGUCAGAAGUCAAGACAUUUGCCUAGAGCUAGGUGGGUUUUGGAGGACAAUGGGACUUGUCACAGGACCAGCAUGUGACUUGGGGGGUAAGAAUCUUAGCACUCUCUUGACCUUGUCCUCAUGCAGCCACUGCUCACCCUUUACUAUGCCUAGUACAGGAAGCAGUUUGGGUGUGAAGAGGUGGUGGCAGAGUCCCGGAGCUGAGAUGCUGGGAAAACAGUCCCCGGAGCUGGGCUGUCUGGCUUCUACCUCCCCUUAUUGACUCGCCAGCUCACUAGCUCCUGACUUCAGGUUCCUGAGUCACAGCCUCAGGUGCUGCAAAGCCUUGGCUCUCAGCUCCAGGGGCUCGUCAGCACAAGUAGAGUUGCCACCUCCUAGGUGUUUAUGAGCUUGCACCAUAUUUAACAUACCGGGAUAGGUUUGGAACUUAAUGCAGUGUGUGAUGGUUGCAUUGGGGUGGGAUGGGUAGGGAAUGAUCCAGGAGAAUGGUUGCUGUUAAUAAUGUUAUUGUAUCUAUUGGGUGAUAUGCGAAAUACUGUACAUAGACCUGAUGAGUUGUAGGGUUAGAUGUCAUUUCUGGCCAGUUUCCUUGUUAGGUGGACCAUACUUGUGUGUGGAGUUUGCCAGUUUGCUAUAGGCUUGAGGUCUAGGCUCCUAGCAGCUGCAGCAAGGUCAGCAUUACAUGGCUGCUUGUGGCUCAUCUGUCCCUGGAAAGUGUGGGAGUGGAGGCCCCAAGCUGGGCCAUGGAAUAGACCAAAUAAAUGAAGCAGUUAACAUAACUGACAUUUCUGAAAGUGAAAGUCACUGGGAGCCUGGCUCGGGAAGAUAAAUGUGGAGAAUGUUCCUGGCCACUUUUCAGGCCUAGGUUGCAUGAUUCCACACAGCAAGGGGUCAUCAUACUCCCAAUUCUCAUCACCUCUCC